UUGUACUUUUCCUUUUUUGGUGCCUUUUUGGCCGCGCUACACAGCAAAGAAAAAAUUUAAUAAUGAUCAGUGCGUUAAUUUCAAGACUUGUCAUACUAUCUUUUGGUACUCUAUAUCCGGCUUACGCUUCUUACAAGGCUGUGCGCACCAAAAAUGUGAAGGAAUAUGUCGAAUGGAUGAUGUACUGGAUUGUAUAUGCGUUCUUCACAUGUUGUGAGACAUUUACAGACAUAUUUCUAUCAUGGUUUCCAUUUUAUUAUGAAGUUAAGGUUGUCAUUGUGCUCUGGCUGUUGUCUCCUGCCACCAAAGGAAGUUCAACAUUGUAUAGAAAAUUUGUACAUCCUAUGUUAACAAGGCGUGAGCAGGAAAUUGAUGAAUAUAUCAGUCAGGCGAAAGAACGCGGUUAUUCUGCUGUGCUACAAUUAGGUUCUAAAGGUGUUAAUUAUGCAACGAAUGUUAUCAUGCAGACGGCAAUCAAGACCUUUGAAUAUGGUUUAAGGGCUGGCACUCACCAGCAUCAAACACGUAUGGUGACUUUGUCUCGACCAGAUGAUGCUAUUUAUUCGAAUCAUGAGAAUGUACGGUGUAAUGAAAUUGAUGCAAUAGGCCAACAAUCUUAUAGUGUGACAAGAUUGAGUCUUAUGGAAUCGAUACAAAAGGAUUUUUCCGAAGACGAUGAUUUCCAAUUUAAUGGCGAACUAUUUGAGUAUAAACCUGCUGCUGAUGAAGAAAUUAGUGGUGCUGCGCGCAUACGUGAACUGCCUUUCAGAAAGACUAAAUUCAGAAACGCCCAAAGCAAAGUGAAGUAUAUUGGUACAAAAAAAACGGAAACUGGCGAUAAGCGAAGGCGCAGAAAAUUGCUUAAACAACCUUUGGAUGAGGAUGUGGAUGUUGAAUAAUACAUAAAACCUUAACUUAAAUGAAUAAAAACAAAAACAUUGCCGUUAAUAUUUUCCUAAUUUAAAUUUUCUUCUCUGUGUAAUACGACAAUAUCUUGCAACCUCUUUGCCCUAGUUACUAAGUGAAAGGGAUUUCUCUUUUCCAAUAUUUUCCCUCUUGUAACUGCUUUAACGUUUUAAAAAUUUUUAACGACAAGAUGUGUAUGUACACAAUUAUGCCAAACUUAAAUUAAAUUAAGUUCAUAA
Molecule: messenger RNA, 1145 nt
Organism: Glossina fuscipes
Lineage: Eukaryota; Metazoa; Arthropoda; Insecta; Diptera; Glossinidae
Product: receptor expression-enhancing protein 1-like
Exons: 1
Coding region: 63-899 (278 amino acids)
Biological process (GO): endoplasmic reticulum tubular network organization
Cellular component (GO): endoplasmic reticulum tubular network; cytoplasmic microtubule; endoplasmic reticulum membrane
Molecular function (GO): microtubule binding
Source: RefSeq, a predicted model, not a curated record